AGGAGGUAGAACUGGUCCGGGACGCAGGGUGCAUGUGCUUCUGGGGCCGGGAUUGGGUGACCGAAAUGGGUCCGGAAUAGACCGCAGUCUCCAGGUUAAGGCUGAAACUGAAGGGGUGAAGCCCAGGCCCGAUGUCCGGGAGCCAGGGAGCCCCGGGCGCUGCUCUAAAGGCUCCCCGGGAUUAAAAAGGCAACAGAAGAUUUGUUAAGAUAUAGAAGGAACAAGCAAAUUGCUAAUACAUCGGUUGUGGAUGAGAAUGAGAAUAUGUUUUUGUUGGUGACAUUAUGGAAAAUUCCCCCAAAUGGAAAAGAAAUCAGAAUACCUUUGCCACAUGGCAUUAGACCUGAUACAAAAGGAGUUUGUUUAUUUACCAAGGAUGAGUCCAAUUCAACUUCAGAACAGACAGAAAGUUUCUAUAAGCAGCUUUUGAAAAAUAAGGGGAUUACAAGCAUUACUGAGGUCAUGCCUUACACAAGAUUAAAACGUCAAUAUAAAACUUAUAAAACCAUGCGGCGUCUUGUGAGUGCUUUUGAUCUUUUCCUUGCUGAUGAAAGAAUUACACGAAUUUUGCUCACACACUUAGGAAAGCUUUUCUGUAGAAGAAAGAAAGUGCCUAUACCAGUAGACCUUACUACCCAGGAUUUGUCAGAACACAUCAAUAGAAUUGUCCAAGGAACUACAUUAACUGUUACUAAUCAUGGUAGUCUCAAUACAGCACGUGUGGGUCACACAGGAAUGUCUGUAGAUCACCUAGUGGAAAAUAUUUUUGCUGCUGUAGAUGUGCUUUCAGAAAAGUUGCCAGAGGUACUGUGCUUUGGUUGUACCAAUUCUUAUGUGUUAAGAGGAUAUUCUUUGGAUGGCAUACUAUUUUGUAUUUUUCUUUAUUUACAGAAGUGGGAGAGUGUAAAAUAUCUACACCUGAAAACAGAAAAAUCUCUUUCCCUUCCAAUCUUUUCUUCAUGUGUCUCCUUUUUGGGUUCUCCUCAGAAAAGUAAGGAGGAAAAUCAAGGUAACAAAAUAGCCACCAAUUCUCUCCAGGUUUCAGUGAGGCCUGAAAGGGAAUGUGCUCGGGAUGGUCAUGAACUAGAGGCAGAAAAGGAGAGCAUAGCAGAGCCUGACAAGGAGGAUAAGAUUCCACAGCUAGUUCCAGUUCAAGCAGCAUUUUCUCAAAAGUACCCAGAGCUUCAUAAAGCAACCCUAAUAAAGGACUCUACUGAAGAGAGCAUCAAUGCUGAAACAUCACAAGCUAAAACUCCUGAUGAAAAGAGAAAGGCCUCCAUGGCUUUGGGGACCCCAGAAGAGAUUAACAAAAAUUGCACAGAGUUGAAUAAGACUCCAGACUCUGGCAAACAUAAGAAGCCAAGGAUUGAUGCCUAAAAAGGCAGAAAAAAAAAGUAAAUACUUCCUAAAGGUCAAAGCCCUGGAAAGCUAACACCCAAACCAUUUACUACUCAUAAUAAAGUAGGAACAAUUAUGAAAUCUAAAAAAGGUCACCAAACUCCCAAACAGAAGCAGAAAAAAGCACAAGACAUCCCUAAGUCACCUAAAUAUCCUUUGAAUGAUUUUUAAAAUAAAAUCUAUUUUUAUUUACCUGUUUAUUUCACACUAUUGGAAAAAAAAAGAAUUUGUGUCAUAUCUAUUUCAUUUCCCUUAAUAUGUUAUAGUAUUUUGUUACCCAGUCUUCCUCAUGUGUUUGUUUAAAAUACACCUGCUUUACGGUUUUCAUUAACUUAAGCCUCGGUUUAAGCUGUUUCUUGUCAGAUUUAAUGUAUGUUUACUGUUCUAAUAACUUAAAAUAGAUGAAUAGGUAUUCAUCAAGGCAAGUUGUGAAUUGAUACAAAGUUAAUGAAGGCAAAAAAAUGCUGUUUGCUUUUAUAAGUUUUCCUUUUACUCCUUCCUUACCGCCAAAUAAGUCCUAAAUUCAUAAGUAGCUUAUUUAUAGAAUUAAGAUAUUCAGAAUAGACCAGGUCUAAUAGCUGAAAAUUCUGAUUUUGUUUUUAACAUAGUAAAAAUUCAUGUGUUUACAUUCUUGGAACUUUUACUGUUUUUGAUUGAAAUCAAAGACAGAAAAAAAAAAUUGUAUUCAUUCAUUUCAAUCCUCUACCUUUUAUUUUAGUUUGACAAUCCCAAAUACUAACAGGUCAUUUUAGAAUUUCCACACAAGAACACUUUCUCAAGUAGACAUAGAUACAAAAUAAAAAAAUAUUCAAAAUAGUGAAAGAACCACUAUAAAGUUUAGACACUUGCUACAAUCUCUUUGGACCACCAGAAGACCUAGUGGGUAUGGCAAUAUAUUUAUUUCCUGUUAAUAUAACAUGCUUCUAUUUUGCUUUUGUCUUAACUUUCCUAUUUCUAAAUAAACAUAAUUGAAAAACUG
Messenger RNA from Antechinus flavipes (yellow-footed antechinus), 2377 nucleotides. Its product is annotated as ribosomal L1 domain-containing protein 1-like. The record is from RefSeq and is a predicted model, not a curated record. Lineage: Eukaryota; Metazoa; Chordata; Mammalia; Dasyuromorphia; Dasyuridae. The transcript is spliced from 8 exons. Bases 265 to 1377 code for a protein of 370 amino acids. Gene Ontology annotation, cellular component: 90S preribosome.